GAAGAUAAAUAAAUGUGCUUAUCGCAGUUUAACCUAAAAAUGUACUUACUACUUAAAAUGAAAUAAAAAUGUUGAAUUUCCGAAAAUUGUUCUCAAAAAAAUGCGCUGUAAUAGGAAUGGUUCACGUGGAAGCACUGCCCGGUACACCCUUGUUUAAAAAUAACCUACAGUCUAUUAUAUCAAAAGUCAAAAAAGAAGCUGAAAUUUAUUUAGAAAAUAAUGUGGAUGGCAUUCUAUUAGAGAACAUGCAUGAUGUUCCUUACAUCCAAUCAAAAGAUUUUGGCCCUGAAAUCACCGCUUCCAUGAGCAGAAUAUCCACGGAAGUUAGACAUUUAGUACCUAAUGAUAUUCCCUGUGGUAUACAGGUGUUAUCAUGUGGAAACAAAGAAGCAUUGGCCAUUGCAAAAGUAUGCUCUUUGAAUUUCAUUCGAGCCGAAGGUUACGUUUUUAGUCAUAUAGGAGAUGAGGGUUUUACAGAUGCUAAUGCUGGCAAAUUGUUAAGGUACAGGAAACAAAUAUCGGCAGAAGAUGUUUUGGUUUUUGCCGACAUAAAGAAAAAACACAGUUCACACGCUAUAACAAGCGACAUUUCUUUGGAAGAAACGGCCAAAGCAGCCGAAUAUUUUCUGGCCGACGGUGUUAUACUCACAGGAACAUCUACAGGAUAUCCAGCCGAUUACAAUGAAUUAAACAUGUUAAAAUCGACAUCCAGAUUGCCUGUUUUAAUAGGUUCGGGUGUAACAGUUGAAAAUUUGGAAAAUUACAUUGGUGCGGAUGGUCUAAUUGUAGGUUCGCAUUUUAAAACUGCUGGUUUUUGGCAAAAUGAUAUUGAUAAAGAGAGAGUAAAAAAGUUAAUGCAGAAAUUGAAUCAAAUAAGAUCUGAAUAAAAGCAUAAAAUUAAACAGAUUAUAUACGUAUUAAAUACUCAAUAAAAAGCCUAAACCGCUGUCUA
Molecule: messenger RNA, 952 nt
Organism: Sitophilus oryzae (rice weevil)
Lineage: Eukaryota; Metazoa; Arthropoda; Insecta; Coleoptera; Curculionidae
Exons: 5
Coding region: 69-887 (272 amino acids)
Source: RefSeq, a predicted model, not a curated record